Molecule: messenger RNA, 1503 nt
Organism: Naegleria gruberi
Lineage: Eukaryota; Heterolobosea; Eutetramitea; Acrasida; Naegleriidae
Exons: 1
Coding region: 1-1503 (500 amino acids)
Source: RefSeq, a predicted model, not a curated record
AUGAAGAAGAAGGAGUUUAAAGGCUUGGAUCUGAUAUCCUACGAUGUAGAUAUGAAUGUAAACGAAUUAACCUCAUUAGCAAAUAGGAUUAUUGAAACGAGAGGAAAGGCUCCUAAUAAAACCAAGAAUGUUCCUUCAGUCCUCAAUCAAAUUGAAGCUCCCGAUAAUCAAUUAAAUCAAGAAAUGUAUAAUGAAAUUAUAAAGAAAGUAAAACAAGUACUACCAUCAUCAAGUGAAUCGAGUACAAGAGGAAGCUCAAGUCAAGGAAGUAGCAAACUUCCCCUAGUUGCUCAAAUGGGAGGAAGACAAAGGAAAGAAGUGGAUACAUUACUAGAUGAUUCAACUGUAGCAAGUAUUCCUAUGAAUAAGGGAUUUAAAGAAUCAACUCUUUUGGAACAAUCUCCCGAAACUUUAGAAAAAUGUUUUAGAGAUGAAUAUGCUGCUAGAUAUUUGGAACGAUUAGGAAUUUCAGUUACACAAAGGAAUUUGAAAAUAGUGCAUAAUAUUUUACCAAUUUCUAAUUGUGUAGCCCACAAACAUAGAACUCAAAACAAUGAAUUAUAUUUGACAUUUUCUCCAUCUCCAUUAUUAGCAAAAAAUCAACCAGUAUCUGCAAUAACAGCCACUGGAGGUGCUACAUCAUCAAAAACAGAUUAUGAAUACAGAGUUAUGGAAAUAAUGUCAAAGGAAAUGAAAAGACUUAAUUUUGAUCCUUUAUUCGAAAGAAUUAAAAGGAAAAAGAAAUUAAAAGAACUGGAACAAAGUGAGGAAGAUGAACAAAGUGCUGAUAACGAAAAAUCAGAAACAACCCCAAAAAAGACUGGAGUAGUUACUGAUGAAGGAAAAUUAGCAGUUCCCAAAUUUGAUGAGUACAAAAAAUAUAUUUAUCCUUACAAUUUGAUAAGAGAAAAAUUCAUGUUGGAUGGAGAUGAUAAAGAGCUAGAGAUUUCUAUACAUGAAUUGAGAAAAGUUGAUAAGGAGAAAUAUAAGCAAAACAGAAUCGAGAGGAGAGCUAACGCAACCUCAGAAAAUACUAAUGUAACAAAUAUAACAGUCAACACGACUAACAUUCAAAAUAAUCAGAACAGUACUUUACAAACAACACAAACUUCAACUUUAAAAUCCACUCUAAAGAGGGCAACAAGUAAGAAAGAGAAUAGAAUCUCAAAGUCAAACAUUCCUCCAAGAAGUAGAUCCGUAAUGUCAAAGAUUAGUAAGAGAGAAGAGGAUAUAUCUUAUUCAAUUAUUGAUCCCCAUACAUUUGAUGAAAGAGAGUUGGAGAAGAUGCCUCAUUUAUCAUCCUUUGAAAUUGUAGAAUUACAAAACUCAUUCUUUGAAGAAUUUCCAUUUGAUAAAUGGAAUUGGAUUUCAGACAAGCAAAAACAUUCGAUAGCAAAAGAUUUAACAGACAUUAAGCUUACAGCAUUUAUCAAAGUUUUUAUUGAAUACUGCUACUGGGCUUUCUUAAAAGAAUUUGCAAAAGAUCAAAAUCAUGAUAGGUAA